Molecule: messenger RNA, 3344 nt
Organism: Morus notabilis
Lineage: Eukaryota; Viridiplantae; Streptophyta; Magnoliopsida; Rosales; Moraceae
Product: periodic tryptophan protein 2
Exons: 7
Coding region: 124-2811 (895 amino acids)
Biological process (GO): maturation of SSU-rRNA from tricistronic rRNA transcript (SSU-rRNA, 5.8S rRNA, LSU-rRNA); ribosomal small subunit assembly
Cellular component (GO): Pwp2p-containing subcomplex of 90S preribosome; small-subunit processome
Molecular function (GO): protein binding
Source: RefSeq, a predicted model, not a curated record
UUUCCUCUGCGCCUUCAUAUGUUUGUUUCCGGAGAAAAUUUUCCCUAGUUAAAUCUUCCUCUUUUUCCCUCCCAAAUUUCCCUGUCAUUUCGGCGGCAACCAUAGCGGUUAACAUCGGAUAACAUGAACUUCAGAUUUCAGAACCUCCUCGGAGCUCCGUACAGAGGAGGCAAUGCUAUUGUCGUCAACAACAACGAGUUAAUCUCCCCCGUCGGUAACCGAGUCUCCGUCACCGACCUCAUCAAAUCCCAAACACUAACUCUGCCCGUCCAAUCGUCUUCCAAUAUCUCCCGAAUUGCCGCCUCGCCGGACGGGGUUUUCCUCCUCACCGUGGACGAGAACCGCCGAUGCCUCUUCAUAAACCUUCGCCGGCGAGCUGUGCUCCACAGGAUGACCUUCAAGCACUCCGUCAAUGCCGUCAAAUUCAGCCCCGACGGCGCUUAUAUAGCCGUCGCCACCGGUAAGUUGCUUCAAAUCUGGCGGUCUCCGGGUUUCAAGAAAGAGUUUUUCCCCUUUGAAUUGGUUAGGACUUUCGCGGAUUUCGACGAUAAAGUUACGGCCUUGGAUUGGAGUCCGGACUCGAGUUAUUUGCUCGCCGGAUCUAAAGAUUUGACGGCGAGAUUGUUUUUCGUGGAUAAGUUGAAAUGGAACCAGUUUAGGAAUAAGCCGUUUAUGUUCUUAGGUCAUAGAGACACCGUUAUGGGUGUGUUUUUCGGCGUUGAUAAGAAAUCCAAUCGGGUUUGCAGAGUUUAUACGAUUACACGCGAUUGCUUUAUCUUUAGUUGGGGUUUUAGCGCUAAUGAAGGUGAAUUUGAUGAAAUGGAAGUGGAAACUUCAGAACCGCCGUCGCCGGGUACGCCUGAAAGGGAUCACGAAGAGAAUUUGGAAGAUGGUGGUAAUGGUAAUUUGAAGAAGAGAAAGGAUUAUAAAGGCAAAAGUGGUAACUUGGAUGAAGAAGGCGGGUAUUUGCAGAAGGGGAAAUGGGAGUUGUUAAGGAAGGACAAUCUCAAUCAGGCCCCGGCGAAGUUGACCGCGUGUGAUUAUCACCGAGGUCUUGACAUGGUGGUCGUCGGGUUCUCGAAUGGUGUGUUUGGGCUGUAUCAGAUGCCUGAUUUUGUAUGCCUUCACCUGCUGUCGAUAUCGAGAGAAAAGAUCACAACAGCGGUUUUUAAUGAGCUUGGGAAUUGGUUGGUGUUUGGGUGUGCGAAACUAGGACAGUUGCUAGUGUGGGAAUGGCGGUCGGAGACUUAUAUACUGAAGCAACAAGGGCAUUAUUUUGAUGUAAAUUGCCUUGCAUAUUCACCAGAUUCACAACUCUUAGCUACUGGAGCAGAUGAUAACAAAGUCAAGGUUUGGAAUGUCUCCUCAGGAUUUUCCUUUGUAACAUUUUCUGAGCACACGAAUGCGGUAACUGCUCUUCAUUUUAUGGGCAACAACCACUGUUUAUUAAGUGCGUCUCUGGAUGGAACUGUUCGCGCAUGGGAUUUAUUCCGCUAUCGGAAUUUCCGGACUUUCACAACCUCUUCUCCUAGACAAUUUGUUUCUUUGGCAGCAGAUCAGAGUGGAGAAGUUAUAUGUGCGGGAACUUUAGAUUCAUUUGAGAUUUUUGUAUGGUCAAUGAAGACGGGACGUUUGUUGGACAGUCUUAGUGGUCAUGAAGGUCCCGUUCAUGGAUUGACGUUUUCUCCUUCAAAUGCUGUCUUGGCUUCAUCAUCGUGGGACAAAACAGUUAAGCUGUGGGACGUUUUUGAAAGAAAAAGUGCUGUUGAAACAUUUCCUCACACGCAUGAUGUUCUCACCGUGGUUUACCGACCAGAUGGAAAGCAGUUGGCUUGUAGUACAUUAGAUGGGCAAAUUCAUUUUUGGGACCCAAUAGAUGGUGUAUUAAUGUAUACCAUUGAAGGACGUAGGGAUGUUGCUGGAGGGCGUCUUAUGACAGAUCGCCGAUCAGCAGCUAACUCGAGUUCAGGAAAGUGCUUCACAACCUUAUGUUAUUCUGCUGACGGAAGUUUCAUAUUAGCCGGGGGAAGCAGCAAAUACAUUUGCAUGUAUGAUGUUGCUGAUCAGGUACUGCUCCGGCGGUUUCAAAUAACUCAUAAUCUCUCUUUGGAUGGAGUUCUUGAUUUCUUAAAUUCAAAAAACAUGACGGAAGCUGGGCCGUUAGAUUUAAUUGACAAUGAUAACAGUGAUGUCGAAGAAGGUGUUGACAAGCAAACCCGGGGAAAUUUGGGUUAUGAUUUACCAGGAUCCAUGCCUAACCAUGGAAGGCCAGUUGUUCGAACAAAAUGCCUGAGACUUGCACCCACCGGUCGAAGCUUUUCAGCAUCAACAACAGAGGGAGUUCUUGUUUAUUCAAUUGAUGAUACCUUCAUAUUUGACCCCACGGAUCUUGACAUCGAUGUCACACCUGAGGCAAUUGAGGCAGCACUGAACGAAGAUCAGCCAAGUAGAGCUUUACUUCUUAGCCUUCGCUUAAACGAGGACAGUUUAAUUAAGAAAAGCAUUUUUGCUGUCAGUCCGGUGGAUAUCCCCGCUGUUGCUUCAUCAGUUCCCCACCGAUAUUUGCAGAGGCUAAUCGAGGCACUCGCGGAUCUUCUAGAAAGUUGUGCACAUCUGGAAUUCAUACUCCGGUGGUGUCAUGAGCUUUGUAAAAUUCAUGGUAACUCUAUCCAACAGAACUCUCGAAAUCUGCUUCCUUCUUUAAAAUCCUUAGAGAAGGCAAUCACCAGAAUACAUCAAGAUUUAGCAGAUACUUGCUCUUCCAAUGAAUAUAUGCUCCGUUAUUUAUGCUCGACAAGCUCCAAGAGAUGAGCUAUAUGUCCUUAAUUUUUGAAGUACUUGUUGUUCUGGUGCAAUCUGCCAGUGAAACCAAGAUGCUAGGUUCCAGCUAGCUGCCAACCUCAGGUGUGUCCCAAAGCUGACAGGCAUUUUCACUCUGCUGAUGUGGGGCUGGGAUUGCUGUUUUGCUGUACUUGAGAGUGAAGAAAAACUAAUGAAAAGAUUUUGGUCUAUAAGAAAUGUUCCUUGAGAUACUUUUAUUAAUGUCAAGUUUGGAGAUCAUAGUUCUCGAUUUACCCCAUGACCAGCGAAAAGAACAGAUAACUGUGUAUUUGAGGAAAUUUAUUUUAAAAGGGGAAAAAUAGCAUGGAGAAAAAUUUCGACCUCCUAAUCGAGUGUUAUUUUGUCAGAAUAAUGAACGUAAUUCUGAGAAUUCCGGAAUUUGCGUCAUUUCAAAGCCUAACAUGAACCAUUAGUGUAUUGGAAAUUAUGCGAGCUCUGUUGGGUAUACAAGCAAAGUCAAUUCACUGCUCGAACUCGAAGUUCACUUGCUGAUCAUAUCAAAC